Messenger RNA from Hypoxylon fragiforme, 3054 nucleotides. Its product is annotated as kinase-like protein. Gene Ontology annotation, biological process: peptidyl-serine phosphorylation; intracellular signal transduction. Gene Ontology annotation, molecular function: ATP binding; protein serine/threonine kinase activity. Bases 701 to 2320 code for a protein of 539 amino acids. The record is from RefSeq and is a predicted model, not a curated record. The transcript is spliced from 7 exons. Lineage: Eukaryota; Fungi; Ascomycota; Sordariomycetes; Xylariales; Hypoxylaceae.
GACAUUGAACGCUUAUCCAUCUGCUCGCAGUUCAAUGUUCCAAUUGGCAAUUGCAAGCAUUGAAAGCAACAUUGAACAAGCAAGCGGCAGUAGGAGGUAGCAACAAGAAAGUAGUUGCAUUCAACUUAUUACAUACCUACCUACCUUUAGUAGAUGCACUCUGGUUCUUAGUCGACUCUCAAAUCAACUCUACCUACUCAACUUAACUCAACUCAACUCAACUUACCUUUUUCAAAUCAUUCCUUCUUUUCGUCUUUUUUGACUCUUCCUAUUCCGUCGCAUAUCUCAACUCCAGCCCCCAGUGCUGUUGAGUCUACUACGUACUACGUACUUUGUACUAUUUUCUACAAACAUUGAACUCCUUACACAUACAACUAAACUACUUAAUACAUGAAAUAACGGCGCCAGUCAACCAGACUAGGAAUUUUGUAGGGAUCUUUUCGAAGAAGUGGAUCACUUCUUGACCUCCUGACAUCCCAUUCCGAGGUCCUCCCUAUCAUUACUUUCUGUCGUUUUUUUGCGCUUAAUUAUUUGUCUGCCUCUUCUCUUGGUAUUUUUCUGAACUGCCCAUCGUUCGUUUAACUCGUUAUCGUCUUCAGCGUUCUUGAUGCUAUUGACCUAUUGGCUUAUUGAACAAUACCAAUACAAGACCAAUUCAAAAUUAAGCAAACUGGCUUAACACACUAAACUCUAUCUUGCAAUGGGCAACAAUCAAGGCAAGCCCGUUGACCUCAACGGCGAAGUAAACCUCAACCAUUUCCGAUUAUUACGAGUAGUCGGCCGCGGCGCCUUUGGCAAAGUACGGAUAGUCGAAAGGAAAGAUACAAACUUAUCCUUCGCGCUGAAAUAUAUUCGCAAAGAUGAGGUCGUACGCUCCGAAAGUGUUCGAAAUAUCAUACGAGAACGUCGCAUGCUCGAACAUGUGAACCAUCCCUUUAUUUGUAACUUGCGUUACAGCUUUCAAGAUAUCGAGUACAUGUACCUCGUGGUUGAUUUAAUGAGCGGCGGCGAUCUACGUUUCCACAUCUCAAGAAAGACAUUUACCGAAGAGGCUGUGCGGUUCUGGAUAGCUGAGCUAGGUUGUGCUCUCAGAUAUAUACAUGGACAGGGUAUAAUACAUCGUGAUGUAAAGCCGGACAACGUAUUGUUGGAUGCUGAUGGUCAUGUCCAUCUGACUGAUUUCAAUGUCGCAUCGGACGUUGUACCCGGCAGAGUUCUUACGAGCAAAUCGGGAACACUAGCAUAUCUCGCCCCCGAAGUCUACGCAGGCAGAGGCUACGAUAUUCGAGCCGAUUGGUGGUCAUUGGGUGUCCUCUUCUACGAAUGCAUCUAUAACAAGCGACCGUUCGAGGGCAACUCGGAAGCGACAUUGACGAACGUCAUCCUCGGCGCGAACCCGAAGUUUCCUGUCACCCAACCCCCCGUCUCGCUGCCGUGUUUGUAUGCCAUUGGUGCGGCCCUCAACCCGAACCCUGACAAGAGACUCGGUCAUACAUGGGAAAGCUUCAUAUACGAGCCCUUUUUCCAAUGCAUUGACUUCAUAGCUUUGGAAAGGAAGGAGCUGGAGCCCGUGUUUAUCCCAUCAUCAGAAAAGACCAACUUCGAUGCUACCUACGACCUAGAAGAAUUAUUACUAGAAGAAGCGCCCUUGGAAGCCAGGGCACGAAGGCAAAAACCCAGAGAGAGGUUAAAGGAUGAUGCUACCGAAAAGGAGAUUCGGGAAGAGGAACUGUAUCUCACUAUAGAGCGAGAAUUCCAGCCGUUCGACUACACUGUGGCGGCCUAUAAGAAACUUACGGGAAUAAAUGGCGAAGAGAUCUGCGAUGACGAUUCUAACCCCGGUCCAGCUAACCAAGAACCCCAAGCCAUUAGCACGAACGAUGUUAAGCCGGCUCCAACUGGCAAUGGGGUUCCACAGCCAUCCUAUCAACCCACACCUGCUCCGGGAUCAAGCCCACCAGACAAGGCCUAUCCGAAUCCCACCCGACCAGCACCGGCCACACCACGACAGCAGCCGCCACCGCUACCGUCCUAUCACCGAGCAUAUAAUAAUAAGAGCAUGUCUCAAUCGUCAGGAAUACAAGUCAAGUCGCCAACCGGUGGGAUGUCAGUUACUCUCGAUGACACUGGCAGCUGGUCGGAUCUGGCGCGUAGGGAUGCCACCUUGCCUGCUGAUGCCAAUGCUAUAAAUGACGAUAAGCCAGGCUCAGGGAGCGGCGGCGUCUUUGGGAUUUUCGGUCGAAAGAAGAGGGGCCACAGUCCGAAACCAAAAGAGAGGGGAGUUUUGGGUAAAGAAGGAGCUCGACAAGUGGUCGGUUGAUAUUAUCACAGCAUUUGAUAUCAUAGCGUACAUUGAUUAUCUUUGAGUACGAGGAGCGAGCGAGCUUGCGGGAACUUUCGUGGAUCUAUUUACUUGUUAUACCCGUCUUCCAUCGCAGAAAGAACAUCUCGUUUGAUCUUCUUUUGCGGGCCGAAGCCAAACCCCCGAGCAUACUAUAUGCAAGUCUUCAUUAGUAGAAGACUGAAUUCGACACACCAAACAAUCCGGCGGUCACGAUAUCCUCGUCAAUUCUUAAAUGGAUUGAGAGCAAAACCGUACCCAUGGACUGCAAGCAUACAACGAGCCGGAUCACACACACCUGGGCCUCACCAUCACCAUCCGUUUCGAGUGAGAUUUUCAGUCGGGAUUUAAUACAGCUUGUGACUCGUCAGUGACAAGCCCCGGUUUAGUUUACGGAAGGCCUAUUCAAGAUGAAAUGAAGUUGUUAUGACGCCCGCAUGGAAUUUCCCUAAUUGGCUACGUCAAUGUUAUGGCUCACGGCUUACAGCUGAUGCAAGCUGAAACGGGAUUUACAAGAUCCGUUGGUGGCAGCAAUCAGCGAGGGAGACGAGACAGUGACGUAGGUAGGCAGGUUAGGAUAUUGGGUAACAACGGAGGCGUAUAGACACACUAUUACUACUAGGUACAGUCGGCAUGUUCUAUAGUGGUGGUGGAGUAUUGGGGUGUUCAGGCCACCGCUCUGCAGAGGGCAUGAAUAUACAUAUUUUUAUGAG